AUGCAUUCUUUGCGUCUCCUAUUCUUUCGAGCUCAAUCUUUUUCUCCAAAAAAAUUCCACAGCUCAAUCAAAAUAUCUUACUUUAGCUCAAAGACAAACAUAUCUUCGCUGGCGAAAUUGCGAAAACAUACAGGUCUUCCCCUUAGUAGUUGCAGAGAAGCUCUAAAUAAAAAUGAUGAUGAUUUUGAUAAGGCACUUGAGUGGAUUCGCAAAGAGUCAAUAAAAAAAGGAUGGGCCAAGAUUGGAAAGUAUUCGAAUAAUACGUUAACUCAGGGAGUUUUGGGUCUCGCUGCUACUAAUUCUCACGCUGUCAUUGUCGAAGUCAAUUGUGAGACCGAUUUUGUGGCUAGAAAUCCUGAUUUUCAAAUUUUGGUUGAGAAGGCUGGUGAGUGCAUACUUAAGAAUUUUAUGGUGAGUAUUUGGAUUUUGAAAAAUCCAUUUGUUAAUAACUCUUCUUAUCCUUGCCGCGCCAAAUGGGAUAUGCAUACUCUUAGUAAACUUAAUCUCGACAACACUCAUAGCCUUGCUGAUAUGGUUGCCUUAACGCUGAAUAAAAUUGGCGAGAGUAUUGCAAUUAAUCGUGCAGUGGGCCUUAGUGUCGGUUCAAAUGUAGCUGCCGAAAGUUUAGCUGCAUAUGCUCAUCAGAGUUCCUCUGGACUUUCCUCUCGUAAAGGUCGUGUUGACUUCGGAAAAUACGCUAGUAUUGUCCGUUACCAAGCCAUGUCUGGUGAUCUGCCUGAGAAUUGGAAAGGCAAGGCCGCCUUGGUUGGACGACAGAUCUGCCAGCAUAUUAUCGGCCUAAAUCCGCUUCCGGGCCUUCUGUCUUCCGUGCCAGUCGGUCUAUCAAACGAAGCAAAUUUAUCAACUCGGCCACCCGACGAGGAUAGUCAUCUGCUAGAACAACCAUUUAUUUUUGAUGAAUCGCUGACAGUGAGAGAGGUGGCUACACUCAACCGCAUGCACUUGCUUGAUUUUGUUCGUUGGGAGGUUGCUACAGACGAAAUUGGGAGUGAGGGUGACGAGCGAGAUGAGCAAGUAAACACUCAGGCCUCUUCCAGCAGCAAUGCUUCUGGCGAAAAUUUCACCACUGCGAUCAAAUGA
Molecule: messenger RNA, 1101 nt
Organism: Protopolystoma xenopodis
Lineage: Eukaryota; Metazoa; Platyhelminthes; Monogenea; Polystomatidea; Polystomatidae
Source: the annotation of a GenBank genome assembly